Messenger RNA from Daphnia carinata, 1349 nucleotides. Its product is annotated as 4-hydroxy-2-oxoglutarate aldolase, mitochondrial-like. The record is from RefSeq and is a predicted model, not a curated record. Gene Ontology annotation, biological process: N-acetylneuraminate catabolic process. The coding region runs from base 216 to 1208 and encodes 330 amino acids. Lineage: Eukaryota; Metazoa; Arthropoda; Branchiopoda; Diplostraca; Daphniidae. Gene Ontology annotation, molecular function: N-acetylneuraminate lyase activity; 4-hydroxy-tetrahydrodipicolinate synthase activity. The transcript has 6 exons.
GUUGCACUUAUGUAAUCUUUAACCUCCCAAGUAUUUAACGAGACCUGUAGGCUACAGCACACACAGCAACACAGACAUAGCUCUCGUUAUCGUUGUCAUAGAAUCAAAACGUGAUUACACUGCAAGAGCUUCCCAAUCACGCCGCAUAAAUUCAUGAUCUCGUCUUGAAGUGCAGGAACAGUGUACAGUAUUUUCAACUUGUUAUCGCCACGAAAAUGUUGUGCUUUGGGCGAGCUUAUCGUACAAUUUCCAGGAUAUUGCCUUCCUGUGUGCGGCCGUAUUCUUCGGCUGUGAUUCCCGAUGGAAAGGGGAUUCAACUAGGUGGAAUUUACCCGCCAAUGACAACGCCUUUCAACGCCGACGAGACCAUCUCCUUUGAUAAGUUGGCUGACAAUCUGACACAAUAUGCUCAGAUUCCUUUUGCUGGCAUCGUGGUGCAAGGAUCCAAUGGCGAAUACCCGUAUCUUGAAAAAGAAGAAAAAUUGCAAAUUGUCAAGUUCGUCAAAGACUUCAUCAAGGAUAGUAACAAACCCCUGAUUGCCGGCUCUGGCUGCGAAUCUACCAAGGCAACGAUGAAAUUGACAGAGGAAAUGGCUCGUUGCGGAGCUGAUGCUGUAAUGGUUGUCACGCCAUCUUACUUCAAAAUUUCGAUGAAUGAUGCUGCCAUGAUCGCCCAUUACACAACAGUUGCCGAUUCCAGUCCCAUACCGGUCAUCUUGUACAGUGUUCCAGCUAAUACAGGCAUCGAUUUGAGCAUCGACGCCAUUCAAAUUCUUGCUAAACAUCCAAACAUUAUCGGGCUUAAAGACAGUGGAGGGGACGUGACAAGGAUCGGAAGUAUCGUGCAAAAGACUCGGGGUCAAGAUUUUAAGGUUCUCUCUGGCUCUGCUUCGUUCCUUCUUCCCAGUUACCUGGCCGGAUCAGUAGGAGGAGUUUGUGCUUUAGCCAAUGUUUUGGGUGACGUUCUCUGUGACAUGCAUUCGCUGUAUGAAAAAAAUAUCAUCGAUAAAGAGCUACAAAGAAGGUUGAUUGAACCCAACAAUAUGGUUACCCGGCGUUUCGGGGUGGCCGGAAUGAAAGCAGCUUUGGACAUGUUCGGAUAUUACGGCGGUCCUAAUCGAUCUCCAAUGCUCAGCGUUAGUCCAGAGGCUCGUCUAGUCAUUAAAAAAGCAUUUGUUGAUAACGAAUUUGUUCCCCAAUCGCGGUAGCUUGUUUGCAUCCUGAAAAUGAAAAGUGCACUCAAAACUCUUAAGAGAUCUAUGUAGGCUACUACGUUUAAUCUAAAAGAUUACCUUACGUGAGAUAACGUGUUCAGCUAUUUUCGGUCAAAUAUAUCAAAACUGAAUUCA